ACACGACGCCCCCAUUGCUUGUCAUCUCGCGUUGCUCGAGCGGUGGUUCGAUGGCGAAGGAAGGAUCAUCUUCGUCGCCGGUCAAGCCCGUCGUCGUGGCGCUGGACCGGCACGUGUCGUCGCUGGAGCUCCCCGCAUCCACCCUUCGCAUCGUAUACCUCAACAAGCCCGACAAGAACAAAGUGUUUCCCGGGAACCAAGUCAUCACGGCGAAAUACAACAUUUGGACGUUCGUGCCUGCGUUCUGCUACGAGCGAUUCACCCAGGUCUCCAACUUUUACUUUUUGCUUGUCGGGGUCGGCCAAGUCAUCCCAGCCAUCACGUCCACGUUUGGGCUGCCGUACUCGUGGCUAGUUCUUGGCGUCGUGCUGUUUGUGGACGCCAUAUUCACUGGUGUGGAAGACUACCAUCGCCACGUGGCCGAUGCCGUCAUGAACGCUCGAGAAGCGCGAGUGUUCGACUCGACCGUGCCAACACGUUUUCGCACGACGGCGUGGAAGGACAUUGUAGUGGGCGACGUGCUCCAGAUCAAAAAGUACGAGGCCGUGCCGGCCGACAUCUUGCUGCUGGCAGUGCACGAAGCGGACCCGUCGGCUCCCGUCGGCAUGUGCUUUAUCGAAACCAAAUCGCUCGACGGCGAAACCAACUUAAAGAUCCGCCAGGCGCUGCCGUGUACGUUUGCCCAACUCCAGGACCCCGCUGCGAUCGGCCACCUGCCCGGCCGCGUCGCAUGCGAGCACCCCAACCACGACGUGAACAAUUUCAUGGGGCGCUUCGAGUCGGCGGACGCAGCGACGAUGAUCCCCAUCGACUUGAAAAACGUCGUCCUUCGGGGAUGCGUCAUCCGAAACACGCCGUUCGUGUACGGGCUCGUCCUCAACACAGGAUCGGACACCAAGAUCAUGCAAGCAUCACACAAGACACCGACCAAGCUGAGCAAAGCGAUCGAAAUCAUCAAUCGCGGGAACGUGAUUCUCCUCGUGAUCAUGGUCUUGCUUUGUGUCGUCGGCGCGGUAUGGGACCACGUGGCGGUUGGGUGGACGCCGUCGCCGACGUACCUCGCCCUGAACGACGCGAGCAUUCGCGACGGGUUGAAUGCGUUUCGUGGCGAUGCCAUGGGCAUUUGCAUUGCGUUUGGGUACUACUGGGUCCUCAUCUCGUCCUUUGUCCCGAUCACGCUGUACGUGUCGAUCGCAAUCGUCAAGAGCUACCAGGCGUACUUCAUGAAUCGCGAUCUCGGCAUGUACUAUGCGCCGUCCGACACCCCCGCUGCCGUCCGCAAUGCCGACCUGAACGACGAGCUCGGGCAAAUCACGCACAUCUUUAGCGACAAGACUGGAACGCUGACCGCGAACGAGAUGAACUUUCGCAAAAUGAGCAUCAACGGCCGCAGCUAUGGCCGCGGAUGCACCGACAUUGGCCGCGCGACCGCCGUCCGCACGGGCCGAAUGGAAUCUGUCACGGACUUGGCCACGACGUUGUCGGUCCCCGCGACGCCCCAUCCCCCCCACGUCGAGUUUUUCGAUCCCCACGGCGACUUUGCCAAAGAUCGCGGGUCGCAGGACCAAAGCCACACGGCCGCCAUCGACGCGUUCUUGACGCACUUGAGCGUAUGUCAUUCCGUCGUCCUCGAGCGCGACGACUCGACCAACACGACCAACUUUUCGGCCAGUUCGCCCGACGAGCUCGCGCUGGUCGCGGGCGCGGCUUUCUUUGGGUAUACCUUUUGCGAACGGGCCAACGGGCGGGCAGUCGUAAACGUUGUCGAGAAGGGGCCCGUCGAGUUUCAAAUGCUCGAGUUGAUUGAGUUUACGUCGACGCGCAAGCGCAUGUCGGUUGUUGUGCGGUCCCCGGACGGCCGGAUUUUGGUGCUGACAAAGGGCGCGGAUUCGAUUGUGUUUCCACGGCUUCGCGACAAAGGCGACACGUACUUGAAGACGAAAACUGUUCAACACAUGGAGCUGUACGCCGAGGAAGGACUCCGAACGCUCGUGCUGGCGCAGCGGGAAAUUAGCCCGGACUGGUACCUGGACUGGUCGGCGCAAUACAGGCAGGCGCUGUCCAACUUGGACGAGUCGGCGCCGACGUACAAGUCGGACUUGAUGGUCGUCGAACGGCUCGAAGACGAGAUGGAGUGCGAGUUGGAGUUGCUCGGGGCGACGGCAGUCGAAGACCGCCUCCAGACGGGGGUUCCACUCGCGAUCUCGAGCGUGAUGCAGGCUGGCAUUAAAGUGUGGGUCCUGACGGGUGACAAGGAAGAGACUGCGAUCAACAUCGCGUUUGCGUGCCAGCUCAUCACGAACGACAUGGAUCGGCUCGUGCUCAACAUGGAUCUGUGCAAGAGCAACCCGGAAACGCUCAAGUCGCUCAUGCUGGACAAGGCCCAUCGCACGCGGACGUCCUUGUUCAAGCAGCGCAACUCGAAAUCGAUGGAUGCGUUGCCGAGCCAGGCGCUCGUGAUCGACGGCCCCGUACUCACCAUGGUGUACCAUUACCCGUUGCUCAAGUUUCUCUUCCUCGAGCUCGCGCAGCAAUGCGCCGCGGUCAUUUGCUGCCGCGUGUCGCCCAAGCAGAAAGCCGAGAUUGUCGCGCUGGUCAAGAACAACGUGAAGAACUGCCGCACGCUGAGCAUUGGCGACGGCGCGAACGACGUGAGCAUGAUCCAGGAAGCGCACGUCGGGGUUGGGAUCUCGGGCCACGAGGGCAUGCAAGCCGUAAACGCAUCCGACUUCGCCAUCGCCCAGUUUGCGUUUCUCCAGCGCCUGCUUCUCGUCCAUGGCCACUGGAACUACCGCCGCAUGUCCAAGCUCGUUCUGUACGUUGUGUACAAGAACAUCCUCUGUUGGUUCGCGCUCUACGUGCUCAGCUUGUCCGCGUGUGGCAGCGGCACGGUCUUCAUGAACUACAACUGGUUGAACGGGUACAACGUCUUCUGGACGUUCUUGCCCAUCAUGAUCGUGGCCAUCAUGGAGCAAGAAACGAGCGCGAAGGUCGCGCAGGACCACCCCGGGCUGUACCACAUCGGACCACAAGGCGACUUGCUCAGCGUCAAGAUCAUGGCCGAGUGGGUCUUUGAAGCACUCUACGAAGGGGUUGUAUGCGCGCUCGUUCCUGUGUACUUGCUGGGCCCGAUCUCGUCGACGGGAUAUGCCUUCACCAUGUACGACUGCGGCGGGCUGUGCUACACGGCGCUCAUUGUGGUCGGAUGGACAAAGCUCGCACUGAAUGCAAUGAGCUGGAACGGUGGCAUGCACUUUGCCAUGUGGGUGACUGUGCCGUUUUGGUUUUUCAGCGCGAUUAUCCUGAGCAACUCGUUCCCGAGCGACAGCUCGGACCACGUUUUUCCGCACUUGUUUACGCUCCCCGAGUUUUGGAUGCUCCUGUUCCUGUGCGUGGUUCUCGCGCUCGUCCGCGACUUUGUCUACAAGGCGUGGAAGCGCGAGUGGCGGCCCGAAUACUACCACAUCCUCCAAGAGUCGGAGCGGUACAAGCUCACGACAAACACGGAGUGGAGCCCACCGCUGCACCCUCGCAACUACAAGCCGUUCCGAGUCGACUUCAGCCAUUACUUGACGUCCGAACUGCACGCGCUUCCUGAUGCGCCGUGGCUCGAGCUGCAGCAGCCCAAGCACCGCGGGUUUGCGUUUUCGAUACAACCGAGUGAAAACCGCCACUUCAACCCGAUGCGUGGGGUCGUGCUGGCGCCGCUCAAGCGGGCUGUCGUCCGUGUGCUCAGUCCUCGAGCCGCGUCCAAGGAAGAGAUCGCGUUCUGGGACGCGCGCAAGAAGGACGGCCAUGUGUAUGAGUACCAGCGGUACCAAGUGUUUGUGGGGUGGAGUGCGCCGUUCGGGUUGACGGACCCGUGCCCGUUUGCUACACGCGACAUGCGGGAAGGCGGGUUCCAGAACCAUGGCCACCAUCUCUCUCUGGACGAAUGGGCAGUCGAUACAACGCUGGGAGAGGCCGACACAAAGCACUGGGAGUACGCGACCAAGUUUAGCGACUUUAGAAAGGUCGACGUGGCAUCGACUCGGUGGAAGAAACCCACGGGGAUGCAUCGCAGGCUCAACAAGAUGGUCGGGCGGUGCGUGCGGCGGCGGCGAUGGGUGUUCAAAGGCCAAGUCGAUCCCAACCAACACGUCGACGCCGCCACGAUCGAUCAAGAACAGAACGAUGUGAUCGGGCAAGUACAAAACGACCUGAACAACGACAAAGAGGUCAGCAAGGUCGAGCAGGACGUCGCUGGAAGCGUCCAGGACGUAGUAGAGGCCGAGGAUGCAGACAACGUACCGCAACCCGCCGGCGCCGACGAAAGGCAUGCCCCGUGAGGGGUUCCUCCAGUCUCCACGACUAAUUAGAUAGGAUCAAGUUGAAUAGUAUAUUUCACUUUCAUGUCUUGCUUGUA
Messenger RNA from Aphanomyces invadans, 4405 nucleotides. RefSeq lists its product as hypothetical. NCBI's taxonomy places the organism in Eukaryota, Oomycota, Saprolegniomycetes, Saprolegniales, Verrucalvaceae. Gene Ontology annotation, cellular component: plasma membrane. The transcript has 15 exons. The record is from RefSeq and is a predicted model, not a curated record. Gene Ontology annotation, molecular function: ATPase-coupled intramembrane lipid carrier activity; ATP hydrolysis activity; magnesium ion binding. Gene Ontology annotation, biological process: phospholipid translocation. Bases 51 to 4328 code for a protein of 1425 amino acids.